UAACCAAAUAGGCAAUAUAGAAGUAUUAUUCGAAGCCAAAUGAGGAGUGGUGCAAGGAGUACUUCUGAGGUAGACAAGAAGGUUCAUAGAGAGUUUCCUCAUUGGUUCCGCAAUCGUAUUUGCAACAAUCUCGACAACAUUAGUGGAUCAGAUAAAAAUGUUCUCGUUAGUCUUGCUCAAGGUCCUUCUGAUAAAGUUAGAAGGUUCACUGCAUUUAAUGUCAAUGGUUUCAAAUUUCGAACAUUGGCACGAGACAAUUUAUUAAAAACUCAAAAUAGUGGAGUUUUUGGCAUGUUCGGAACACGAAGUUACUCAAGCAAUAGUGAUGCCCAAAUGAGAUUUGGAGGAGUGCCUUACUAUGGAAGAUUGAUAGAUAUCAUUGAGGUUUCCUAUGAUGGCUUCAAAGUGUCCGUGUUUAAAUGCAAAUGGGCGAAUACCACAAAUCCAAGAGGCAUUAAGACAGAUAAGUUGGGUUUUACCUCUAUAAAUUUUGCAAGACUAAUACAUACUGGGGAGCAUGAAGAUGAUGAGCCAUACAUUAAAGCGUCAGAAGCUCAAAUGGUUUAUUAUGUGGAUGAUGAAAAGGAACAAGGAUGGAGCAUACCUAUUCAUUUAAAGCCACAGGACUUGUAUGACAUGGGUUAA
Molecule: messenger RNA, 645 nt
Organism: Cicer arietinum (chickpea)
Lineage: Eukaryota; Viridiplantae; Streptophyta; Magnoliopsida; Fabales; Fabaceae
Source: RefSeq, a predicted model, not a curated record